Molecule: messenger RNA, 5051 nt
Organism: Mercenaria mercenaria
Lineage: Eukaryota; Metazoa; Mollusca; Bivalvia; Venerida; Veneridae
Exons: 5
Coding region: 230-1417 (395 amino acids)
Source: RefSeq, a predicted model, not a curated record
GUUUUUCUUCCCCAAUGUUUUCAACUGUCUCCAAAUUGUAUAGGUUAGUAUGCUUUCUAAAUCUAUUUAAAAAAAAUCAUUUUUUAUGUUUUAGAAGAAUAAAAUUUUAUAAAGUGUGUUAAUCUUAAUACUAGACAUAUGUUUGACCUUACAUUUUUACUAUUUUAGGUAUUACUUGUGUACUUAUGAAACACAAAAUAUUAGGAAAGUCAGUUGAUUGACAUUUAUAAUGGCGUCAUCACUACCAGUAACUCAGGAUAAGGAGUUCGUUAACUGGCUUAAAGGCGCUCUUGCACUACUUUUUGCAAAACAAGGAUUGGACGACUUUGUCAAUGACGAAAUUACACAGUUUCAAAAGAAUAUAUUAGCAUCAGUAUUCCAAAAGAAAGCUUUGCCUGCAGGAACCGUUUGUAACUCAUGUACUACAGAAAAUGUUCUAACAUGCCCGACAAAAAACUUCUGUCGUCCUGGGGGUAAAUGUAAGCAACAUGAUCCAGGUCAACCAGAUAAACGGCCUAAUCAGCCAUGUCCAAACAACCUGUGCAAAGAUAUCCGGGACUGUAUUCGCCGCGAACACAGAUAUAAUGAACCAUCUUGGAAGAACACGGAUGCCAGGAGAUGGAGUAAUGAUGCCUUUGAAAUCGCAAAAUGCUACAUGCCUCCAGAUGGUUAUUCAGGUGUAACCAGACUUGCAGAUACUGAUUUCAAUGGCACAUUGGCUGUCAUCAUCAACAACAAGCGUUUCCAAAAUAAAAUGGCGGCUCAGCUUAAUCAGCCUAAUAAUGUCUGUUUUGAGGCACGUGAUGUAGGUCGCAAGAUUCGACAUUCAGCAGAUUUCACUCUCUCAGACUUAGAGCUGAAACGAUACAUUGAUAUUUUGAUAAAACUGUUGUCGGAUCAAAAAUACUUAGCCAUUGAUCAAAAGGCACAGGAUGCUGUGGAUCAAUUAAAUCAGCUGGAAGCAAAUACCCUAACAAUAACAACGGAAGAUAUAACGACUGUUUUAGAUGAAGCAAUAAGAGAGAGUGCUAAAUCACAAGGCGAUAUUGCUUUACAAGCCAUAAGUGAAGAAAAGAACAAAGCUGUGAAAGAAAUAGAAUGUGAAUCUCUCCAGCUCUUAAAAGACGUUAAGUCUUCAAUCGCCAACGUGCAAACAGUAACAGCUGAAAGUCUGAAUCAAAUCAUAGCAGAGAAAUUAUCUGCUAUACAUGACAUCAGAAUGGUGGUAAAGAGAGGGAAACUUGAACUUGAAGGUUCGGCUGAAAGAGCUCUGCUUCAUAAGAAAAUGCAGGAAGACAGAGAUAGACAACAACAAAGGUCUUGGCCGUCUAGUAUCGUACAAUCAGGAAUUGGCUACUUAAGAAAAAGAGGUUUACACAAAGUGCUCGACCCUGAAUUUAUAGAGUGGAUAGGGUAGGUAGGAAUUUUUCAACUGGAUAUUUCAGAAGCAAAAUUGCGUGACAGGCAUUGAAUGAAAUUUUACCAGGAAUUUAAUAGAACACGAACCUGAUGGCAGAUAUCAAGACAGAUUUUAACAAACAUUUCAGAGAACAUAAAUUUGUUUACAAGUUCGUACAUUUUAAAAUUAAUCAAAAGUUUGGUAACAUUGAAUGCCACUGUAGUAGAAAUCAUCCAAGUAUGCACCAGACGCGAUGCUGUCAGACGCUUGGAACAUGUAUAAAUGGUGGCAUCAGUUUUGUUGUUUGUUUUUUUUUGUAGUGCUCGACCCUGAAUUUAUAGAGUGGGUAGGUAGGUAGGAAUUUUUCAACUGGAGAUUUCAGAAGCAAAAUUGCGUGACAGGCAUUGAAAGAAAUUUUACCAGGAAUUUAAUAGAACACGAACCUGGUGGCAGACAUUAAGACAGAUUUUAACAGAUAUUUCAGAGAACAUAAAUUUGUUUAUGCCAAUUACAACAUCAUUGCGAACAUCAUUUUAACAGAACGGCCAUUGCUGUUAAACCUAUAGGGAAGGUAUAGGAGGGAGUCAGGAAAGUUUUAGAAAAUUAGUGCAAAAAGGUGGUCUCUGGUACACUUUUAUGUCAAAACUGCGGUAAAUAUAGGUCGCUUUUUAACCUACCGCGGACAGUGUGUGUGUGGUGGUGGGAGGAGGGUGCGGGUUACGGGGGAUACACACCCUAGCUUGGAUCCAGGGUGUGGAUAGACGUGAGGAGAUUUUAGUGAGCCAUGAAGCUUCCUUCAGUAGAACUGUUCUGUGUUAAGCGACCCAAACUAAACGAAAACAGAAUGUCUUCGCUUUUAUCCACAAGUUAAGCUAUAUGUAUGUAUGAUAAAUUGUGAUUUAUGUUAUACAAAAUAUUUUGUUUUGUUUGUUUGUUUUGGGUUUAACGCCGUUUUUCAACAGUAUUUCAGUCAUGUAACGGCGGGCAGUUAACCUAACCAGUGUUCCUGGAUUCUGUACCAGUACAAACCUGUUCUCCGCAAGUAACUGCCAACUUCCCCACAUGAAUCAGAGGUGGAGGACUAAUGAUUUCAGACACAAUGUCGUUUAUCAAAUAGUCACGGAGAACAUACGCCCCGCCCGAGGAUCGAACUCACGACCCCGCGAUCCGUAGACCGACGCUCUACCUACUGAGCUAAGCGGGCGGGCUUCAAAAUAUUUUUACAGUUCCUUAUCAAAUCAUAUUUAAAGUAAGGAAAAAGAAAGCUAGCACUUCAGCUGAAAAAAAUGAAAUCCAAAACUUAUUUCUUAAAUGUAUAUUAACUGGCUAAUACAAGAUAAUACAAUAUUGAAUGGAAUUAUGUCAAAUUAUAGCACACACAUCACAAACUAUAUUGAAUGCUGACUGUGACAUGCAAAUUGCCAUUUGCUAAAUGCCAUUUGCUGAUUUCCAUUUGCCAGUUCCUAAUGACAGCUUGCUGAUUUCGAAUUCAAACGUGCCAUUUGCUAAUUGCUAUUUGGUAUUUGCCAUUUACUCAACUGUUUAUUGCUUAUGGAUGUUUUGUGAUUGCUCAAUUUCUGAAUGAUGUUUGCUAAUUGCUCAUUUGUCAAUUGCUGUGUGCCAAUUGCUCUUUUGUUAAUGUUUUAUUUCCUAAUUGCUAUUUGCCAAUUGCUCAUUUACCAAUGGCCGUUUGCCGAUUGUGCAUUUGCUGAAUGGCAUUUGCCAUUUCGUAUUUUUCAGAUGCCCAUUUGGUUACUGCAAUUUGCCUUUUCCUUUAUAUCAAAUGCUAAUUUUCUAACUGCAAUUUGCCAAUUGCUAUUUGACAGUUGUCAGUGGCUAUAUUUGAUUGCCAAUUUGCUGUCAUUUCUGGGGAUCUUUUUCUUUAAAUUAAGUGUUUUGUCUUUACUUUUUAAAUGACAUUUGUCCAACAGUAUGAACAAACAUGAUCAGAUAUUAAAGUGCAAACGUAAACGAGAACCUUUAAGGGUUAUUAGUAGAUAUUGUAAUUCCAGGAUUGAGGGGACAAUUUUUGUGAGAGAUUCUCAUGAAGUGUCAUGAUAGUGUUUUGUAACUAUAGUUGAGCUCACAUAGGUUCAGCCAGUUUAGUAAAAAAAAAAAACGGAUUCUGCCAAGAAUAUCAUUAUUCCUCAAACUUAAUCAUUAUUGUCAUACACAAAGCUAGGUGGGUAGCGGUUAAACAUUCCUUAAGUAGCUUUCCGUACAUAGAUCCAUCUCCUUCAAACAUUAUCCACCUGCUAUUGAUACACAAGCAUACAGACUCCUGUUGCAAUAAUAAUUGCAUAAUUGCAAAUUUAUUAAUAGGAUACAAAUUAACGUAACAAAUCUCUAAAAAUUAGAAAUUAGCAAAUUAAGAAUUUGCAAAUGACGGUUAAUGAGUAAAUAGCAGUCGGCAACUGGCAAACACUAGUAAGCAGUCGGCAAAUAGCAUUUAGCAGAAGAUCAAAUAGCAGUUGGCAAAAGAGCAAUUGGCAAAUAGCAAAUGAUCACUCAUCAAAUAACAUUUAGCAAAUAAGCCAUCGGGAUAUGGUAAUUAGCAACAGUUACUGAGCAAUCGGCAAAUGGAAACUGGCUAAUAGCAAUGAGCAGUUGGCAAACAACAUUUACCUGUGGCAUAUCUCAACUCGCAGUCAGCACAGCAAAUACUUAUUUGCAAUUAACAAAUGGCAAAUAACAUUUAGCAAAUAGCCAUUGGCGAAUGGCAACUGGCAUGUCCCAACACGCAUUCGAUACACAAUAUAACUGUUCCUUUUCUACCUAAACCAAAGACAAAUGCCGAACAUCAGUUUUUCUUUGAACUUAGGCCGUCAUGUGUCUGUAUUUAUUUCAAGUUGUAACCAAUAUUGUGUUGCCCAUGUAUAUUAAAUGUUGAAUGAUCUGACGAGAGCGUAUGUACUGAGACGCAGAAACAUAAGCGAACAUUACUUUUUAAAACAAAUAUCUUUAUGAUGGUCUCAGGGUUUACAAUAUGUCUACUAUUGUUUAUACUGAAAGUCGUAAAACAAACCUUGUCCGCUUUUUUAUACAAUUAUGUUAGCUGUGGCUCAAAACGUAAUUGUUAUACUUAAAAGGCGUUAAUUGUAGAGCAAUAAAUAUCACGUACCUAACCCACCUGCUAUCCAUACUUGACAGUAAAAUAGCCCUUAGAUUUGUAAAGCAUAGAUUUAACUGUUAUAUCUAAAAUGUUUGGUUCUGUAGCAACACAAUCUAUUCCAGUAGGAUACACGCAUUGUUCGGCAAUUGUAUAAUGCAGUCCUAUUAUAAUGACAUUUACAUGAAUUGACUUGACUUCGGAGGGUGACGAAUUGGAGCCCCUUGUGCUAUGACAGUUAUGCUUAUUUUGAUUUGACAAAAUGAGAAAGCCUGCGAAUUUUGUAGUUAAGGUGACACUUGACGGCCGCAGAUUUACCAAGGAUUCUUGGUAAAACAUGUAAUGUUUUCAUUGCAAUCGUUUGUAAAUAACGGAUCCGACGGUUUGAAUUUCAGGAACGUUAAUUAAAUCAGAUUAUGUUGAAUGGAACUUACAGGAUACUCUAACCUCCUGUAGCUAUUCAGGACGGUAGAUAGCAAUACGACACAUUGAACAGUGCAAGAACUAUAACUCUGUUUUCAACAUCAUACCAAUUAAUGUAAU